UUGAACAUAACGAGAUGCAAGUCACAAAACCGAGGACUGUUUUAGAAAAUGAAGAAACGCCUCUUUCUUGACUCCAUCUUCGAGGUUGCAGCAGCGGCGUCCGAGGGUAAGUAGCCAACAUGCAGCUCUUUGUCCGCGCCCAGGAACUACACACCCUCGAGGUGACCAGCCAGGAGACGGUCGCCCAGAUCAAAGCUCAUGUGGCCUCACUGGAAGGCAUUGCCCCGGAAGAUCAAGUCGUGCUUCUGGCAGGCUCGCCACUGGAGGAUGAGGCCACCCUAGGCCAGUGUGGUGUAGAGGCCCUGACCACUCUGGAGGUAGCCGGCCGCAUGCUGGGAGGUAAAGUUCAUGGUUCUCUGGCUCGUGCUGGGAAAGUGAGAGGUCAGACUCCCAAGGUGGCCAAACAGGAAAAGAGGAAGAAGAAGACUGGUCGGGCCAAGAGGCGAAUGCAGUACAACUGACGCUUUGUCAAUGUUGUGCCCACCUUUGGCAAGAAGAAGGGCCCCAAUGCUAAUUCCUAAGUCCUGUUGUGAUCCUGCCACACUAAUAAAGCUACUUUGCCCAGAAAAAAAAAAAAAGAAAA
This is a messenger RNA of Rattus norvegicus (Norway rat), 583 nucleotides long. The record is from RefSeq and is a predicted model, not a curated record. Lineage: Eukaryota; Metazoa; Chordata; Mammalia; Rodentia; Muridae.